This is a messenger RNA of Brenthis ino (lesser marbled fritillary), 489 nucleotides long. The record is from the annotation of a GenBank genome assembly. Lineage: Eukaryota; Metazoa; Arthropoda; Insecta; Lepidoptera; Nymphalidae.
AUGUUUAAUAAAGUUUUCCAACGUGCCCUAAAGUUUCGUUUGAGGAAAAGUUAUCCUACAAAUAUAUACGAUAUCUCCCGAGGCGCUGCCGUAGCGGUGCGGAGACCGUACAGCGAUGAAGUAAAACGCGCGCAAGCCGCAGACGUAACUUCUACCGGUCCAACAAUAUUCGAUAAAAUAAUAUCUAAAGAAAUCAAAGCGGACAUUAUUUACGAAGACGAACUCUGUUUGGCGUUCAACGACGUUUCUCCGCAGGCGCCGGUGCAUUUCCUAGUUAUACCAAAACGGAGAGUCCCUCGACUGCAAGACAGUGAAACUGGAGACAAGGAGCUCCUAGGCCACCUCAUGCUGGUAGCUCGUUCUCUGGGGGCUGCUCGAGCCCCACAGGGCUGGCGCCUCGUCGUCAACAACGGCAUGCACGGGGCACAGAGUGUAUACCAUUUGCAUCUGCACGUUCUUGGGGGCAGACAAAUGAAAUGGCCCCCAGGU